Messenger RNA from Aspergillus versicolor CBS 583.65, 975 nucleotides. RefSeq names its product alpha/beta hydrolase. The record is from RefSeq and is a predicted model, not a curated record. Gene Ontology annotation, molecular function: hydrolase activity. Bases 1 to 975 code for a protein of 324 amino acids. Lineage: Eukaryota; Fungi; Ascomycota; Eurotiomycetes; Eurotiales; Aspergillaceae. The transcript has a single exon.
AUGUCCCUCCCCCGCCCACCUCUCGACCCCGACCUGCAGCCCGCCCAGGACCGCUUCGACAAAAACAGCGCCCUCGUCCCCCAGGACAAGCUCAAUGCCCGUCGAAAUGCCGCCCGCCUGAGCUGGGAAGCCAUCAGCAAAGGAAAAGAAGACUCCAUCAGCCACACCGAGCUCGACAUCCCCGGCCCCGCGGGCCCUCUCCGCGCCUCCAUCCUCCGCUCCAAGAACCCCCACCACACCAACAAACCCGCCGCAGAGACCAUCGGCAUCGUCCACUUCCACGGCGGCGGCUUCUGCACCUCCGAUCGCUUCCACGGCCUCAACACCUUAUUCCCACUCAUCGAGUCCCUGGGCGCCAUCGUCAUCGGCGCAGAAUACCGUCUCACCCCGGAACACCCGCAGCCCGCACCCGUCGAAGACUCCUACGCCGCUCUACAAUGGAUCGCCUCGCACUCCGCCGAACUCGGCUUCAACCCCAACAAGCUAAUCACCUGCGGCGGCUCAGCAGGCGGGAAUCUCACAGCCGGUGUAUCCCUGCUUGCGCGCGAUCGCAACGGCCCCUCCAUCCUCGGCCAACUCCUCUUCUACCCCUGGAUCUCGGAUGAGACGUCCUCGACCUCGUUGCAGCAAUUCGGCGAUGUCCAGCCCUGGACGAAAGAGGAUACGGCGCAUGCGCUGGACUUUGCAUUGGGGAAGGACCGUAAAGGUACCAGUAUCUAUACGAUUCCAGCCUCUGCGACGGAUUUGAGGGGCCUCCCGCCGACAUAUUUGGAUGUGGGCGAGGCGGAUGUGUUUCGGGAUCAGGAUGUGGAUUUUGCGAAUCGGUUGUGGGGGGAUGGGGUGACGACGGAGUUUCAUGUUUGGGUUGGGGCGUGGCAUGCCUUUGAUGCUUUUGCGCCGGAGGCGCAGGUUAGCAAGAAGGCGAUGCAGGCCAGGCUGGAGUGGGUGAAGAGGUUGGUGGAGAGGUCGGGUUGA